GAAGAUUUGCAGUUUUGUUUAACUAAAAAUGCGUUUACCACGAUCCAGACAUUGAAUAUUUAUGUUGCAACGUUAUGGAAUUUUAAUAGUAAUAAGUAAUACGUUUAGAAUCAAGCAGUUUAUCUUUUAAAUAUUUGUUUUCUUAAUUUUAAUUAACAUUUUUCGUAUGAAAUGAAAAAGAGUAAACAUUUUUAAGCAGGUGAGUGUGAUUUGAGAUUGCCGCAGAUUUGGGUGAAAGUAGGAGUAGGAUGUGCCACCUGCUGCUUAGCUCCGCCCCUCCCCUGACCGUUCCCUUCUGAAAUGCGCUAUCUAUAUAGAGUGCUGCUGCAACACAAUCUCUCAUCUAUGGACUGGGGCUCUCUAUCUCUCUUCCCUGAACCGGGCAGUUUCGGUGGGUGCAUUGCUUAAAACGUGGAGAAAGUUGUGGGCACGUGCUCAGUCUGCUUUCACUCGCUCGAAGCGAACAACUCGCACUUCUCGCUCUCGGCCUCCGCAAACUCGUCAUGACGAAAUCCACUUUCAGCUAAAAUUACACUCAAGCUUCACCAAAUUACCUUGAAAAUAGUGCUUCAGUUGAAAUUGUUAAAAUUUUGGUUUCUAAAUACGUACCGAAAAUUAAAACUAAAAGAAGCCUACGAUGAAAAAAUCUGAAAAACAUAUAAAUAGAAAUUUUUCUUUUUUUAAAAAAGAGUUUCACUUUGUUCCGAAAAUUGCAAUUGUUAAAAUUUUGGUUUCAACGUCAUCGAAAAUUAGAUAAAAAUGAACCUAUGAUGGAGAAAUCUGAAGAACACAAAUUAAUAUCCCAAUUGGAAUAAAGAAGAACGAUCGUGCCUCCAAUUUGCUCAGAAUCUGUCACAGUUUUGGUGGGUAGAUAGUAAAAAAAAAGUGGAGAAAGUUGUCGGCUCGUGGUCAGUCUGCUUUCACUCGCUCGAUGGAUAACAACUCGUCUCAUCGCAGUUCCACUUUACUCUUCGUCAGAUAACGUGAAUCUCACUCCUCAAUAUCAGUGAUAAAUUUAUGUGUUUGUAAUUUAUCAGUAAAUUACUGACAACAUCGGUUGAACUUAUGUGUCAUUCUUGACGGGUUCCAUUUUCUCGUGAAAAUUCAAAACAAUGCAAAAUCCAAUAAUAAAUUGUGUCAAAUGAUGUAAAUUAAUGUGCACUUUUUUUCAACUGAGGAGUUUCUGUGUUUGUAGAAAAUAAAUGAGUUGUUUAAAUUCCGAAAGGUGUGUGAUAUGAAUAUUAGCGUUAUUUAUUUUUUACUAUGGGGCACCCUAAAAUUAACUGGAGUACAUGCAAAUAAACAAAAAUCGUUUUCGAAAAUUUAGUUUUAAUUGCUAAGUCGAGCACGUAAUUUACUAUUUUCCCAUGACGAAUGUUACUCAUCUCUUCAAGAAGCUACACGAAUCUGCUUCAAGAUAUUUUAUUUAUCGAGUUUCUGUAUAAUUAGAAACGUCGUCAAAGCUAUACCAAUAUAUAAAUCUGUAUUCCUGGGUAUUUUUCAUGAUUUUUAAUUCCAAUUGCCUGACUUGAUUACAUUUUAUAAGUGACAUGUAAUUUUAAGUAGGCAGCAUCUGUUUAAUGCUAAUUCCUAAUUAAUUUCACGUGAAACUGAAUUAAAUGGUGCUAGCUUCGCUAUAAAAUAAAUACUGUUCUCUGCAUGUGUUUCGGGCAGAUUCGACUGUUUCACAUUCCGUAAAUAAAAUAGCGACGCAAAAAUUGAGAAUCGCUACUACAAAGUUUUUUAUUGGGCAAACAAGUGCGUCAUAAAUACCAAAAUUUAUUCUAUUUGUGUACCGUUCCUUUGUGAAAUUUUUGCGUGGCCUUACUAAAACAUAAUUUUACGGUUAAAUAUUUUAAGUUACAAGAAAUAGUAUAAAAAUUAGCAAGUUAAAUGGUGAAACCAACGCUCGAAGUGAAAGUGAAAUCCGAUACGAAACGGGUGGUUCGAAAUUUCAAGUACAACUCAAAUCUGGGGAAGAAUCUUUUUUAUGCAACGCUUCUGUUUCUCGAGCUGACUCUUUGUCAAGCCUGGAGCUUGUCCCUGGAUGAGAAUGGGCCCCGUUUUUUGGACGAGUGGAGCUCUUCAUACGCUUUCAGUAGCAGAUUGGGCGGCAGUUUGCGCUGUGGGGGGCACGGGUCCCCACAACCACGAGUCGAGUGGGUCUCCCGGGAUGGAUUUCCCGUCGGAAAUGUCACCGGCUUAAGAGAGGUGCUGCCAACCGGAAACAUACGCUUUCUCCCCUUUUCCGUUGACAAGUUCCGACCCGACGUUCACUUUGCGACGCUUCAGUGCAAACUCAGUAAUCCGUCGGGAACAAUCAUCAGUCCGGAAGUCGUGGUUCGUGCAGUGCUGGACACCCCGUUCCACAUCCAAAAUCCGGACGUGGCCGUGAUUCGGGGAAAUAAUGCCAUUUUACGUUGUCUCGUGCCUCCCGAGCUUGUUGACUAUAUUACUGUGACUUCCUGGGUGCAAGAUGGAUCACUCAACAUUUACCCUAACUUCCAGACAGGCAAAUGGCUCCUGCUGCCGUCUGGAGAGUUGCGCGUGUUCAGCGUGGACGAGUCUGACAGGCGAAAGGUGUGGGCGUGCCGAACGCUGCACAAACUGACGAACGAGGUGAUGACGAGUGAAGGGGCGAGAAUUGUUGUGAAAGAACCUGAGGGACCACAAGCGGUGCGAAUAUUGAGACAAAGGGAGACUAAUUUACGCGUUCGCGCCGGUGAAGAAACGCACCUUUCCUGUCACGCGGAGGGAAACCCGCCACCGUCCUUUUCGUGGCAUCGGGAAAUCGACGGUGUUUUAUCUGACCUUCUUCCCACGUCGAAAAGGCCGCCGUCUUCGUCACCGUCUUCCUCGCCGCAGAAUAGCGUGGUCCACGUGGCGCAAGUGCGGCCUCAGGACGCGGGCUCGUACCUCUGCCGCGCCAACAAUUCCCACUCCGUCGACCAAGCCGUCGUUCAACUCGUCGUUUAUGUUCCUCUCCGCGUGCAAGUGUCUCCUCCGACGCAAAUUGUGGACGUGGGGCGAUCCACUUCGCUCCGAUGUCUCGUUUCCGGUUCGCCGGUCCAUUCCGUCGUCUGGCUCAAGGACGGCGUGGCCCUCGCCGACCUGGAAAACGGGCCCAGCUCCUCCCCCAGAUUCCAAGUGGAGCCUCGCGAAGUCUUGAAAUUGGUCCAUGUUCAGCCGGACGACGCGGGGAUGUACCAGUGCCUCGCCUCCAAUGACUUCACGACGGGGCAGGACUCUUCCCAGAUACGGUUAGGAUCCGUCCUGCCCGAGCUGUUGUAUCGCUUUUCUGAACAAACGAUCCAACCUGGUCCUUCCGUAUCGCUGAAAUGCACCGCCGUCGGAAAUCCACCCCCGCAAUUCACAUGGACUUUGGACGGCUUCGCACUGCCGGAAAGUGAAAGAUUUUUGGUCGGCCAAUACGUCACGAUUCAUGACCAUGUGAUCUCGCACGUGAACAUAACGCAGGCCCGGGACGAGGACGGCGGGCUGUAUGCUUGCCAGGCCAGAAACGCCAUGGGCAUCGCUUUCCACACAGGAAGACUCAACAUUUAUGGUCCCCCUUUUGUCCGACCCGUUCCUCCGAUAAAGGGUGUGGCUGGGAAGAAUUUGCAGAUCCAGUGCCCCGUCUCAGGAUAUCCCAUCGAGAGCAUUUCUUGGGAGAGAGGCGGCAGUCUUCUGCCCGUGACGAGAAUGCAGCGCGUCUACCCGAACGGAACGCUGAUUUUGGAGCACCUUCAGAAAACGGACGAAGGGAUCCUCACCUGCCACGCGAAGGGCAGACAAGGACAAAUUUCCUCCAGAGACAUUCACCUUCGUGUUGUCGUUCCGCCGAAGCUGAUGCCGUUCCAGUUCAUGAACACGAUUUUGCGGGAAGGAAUGCGGGCGGCGGUUUCCUGCCAACUGCUCGAGGGCGAUCGACCCAUCGAUCUCGUCUGGGAAUUCGAGGGGAAACCAAUCUCGGGAGGAGUGGCCAAUGGCAUUAUGAUUCGAGUUCCGGACGAGUAUUCCUCAACAUUGGUGAUCGAUUCGCUUUCUUCUGUCCAUAACGGGAAAUACACCUGCAUCGCGGAAAAUUCAGCGGGACGAGAACACUAUUCUUCCGAGCUUACGGUGCAAAUUCCGCCGAAGUGGAUUUUGGAGCCGAGAGACGUCAACGUGUCGGCGGGUCACUCGCUUUCACUUCAGUGCCGAACCGAGGGUCAUCCCACCCCGUCAAUCACUUGGAAAAGGGCCACUGCAGGCAUGCAGCCGGGCGACUACAAGGACAUCCUUUCCCCCACCGGAAGCUCGUCCCCCUUCGCCAACGGCACCAUCAGAUUCGACCAAGUUCGAAAAUCGGACGAGGGGAAUUAUCUGUGCGAGGCGAGAAACGACGUGGGCUCCGGCCUCUCCAAAGUCAUCUUCCUCAAAGUGAACGCACCUGCCAAAUUUAAUCCGGAUGAGCAAGCAGGAAACGCCGUGAUUUCCGUGCGAGUCGGGGAGAAAGCGAUUCUUGGCUGCCGAGUCGGUGGCGACCUUCCAAUUCUGAUCGAAUGGGGCAACAAACACGGCAAAAUUGGGCCACAUUGGAAUCACAGGUACACGUUUCGCCAGCAAGAAUUGGAGGAUGGUAUUUUAUCCGAAUUAUUGAUAGCCUCCGUUGACCGGAGCGAUUCUGGAGCUUAUUCAUGCCGAGCUUCCAACCCUUUCGGGUCCGAUCAUACCAUCGUCACGCUCAACGUGCAAGAGCCUCCGGAGCAGCCAGGUAAUUUGCGGGUGGUUGAGGUGGGGAGCCGAUCGGUGGGGAUUUCCUGGUUGGAAAACUUCAACGGGAACAGUCCCCUCAUCAACUUCAUCAUUCAGAGCAAGUUCCCCUCUGAAACCUGGACUGAAGCCGAAGUCGAAGAACUCGCCGUUCCCGCCACCCAAUCCACCGCGCUGGUCGAAGGCCUAACCCCUUCGUCGACUUAUCAUCUCCGCGUCCUCGCCCAAAACGGGGUCGGCUUCAGCCCGCCCUCGGAAGUCGUGCAGAUCACGACGACCGAGGAAGCCCCCGAAGGCCCGCCCAUCGAAAUCGUGGCGGAAGCGGAUUCCUCGACGAGACUGAGGGUCUGCUGGGCCCCGCCGGAAAGGGCGCUCUGGCACGGGCAGAUUUUAGGCUACUAUCUCGGCUACCGAGAACUCUCCCUCGCUCUGGCCGAUCAUCCCGUGCUGCUUUCACAAGAGGAUGGAAAUGAGGGUGUGACCACGACGGGGGAAAAUGGGAGGAGCUUGCUGCAUUCACAUUUACACGGAAAUUUAGCCGAUUUGCAUGGAUACCACUUUAAAACGGUGGAUGUUGGCCAGGACUUUGGGGGUGAAACGACGAUCGACAAUUUACGAAAGUUUACGCGAUACACCAUCGUUGUGCAGGCCUUCAAUGCGAAGGGUGCCGGACCCUCGAGCAGCCCCACCGUCGCCACCACACUCCAAGACGUGCCCACCCAGCCGCCAGAGAAAUUUGAGUGCAGAUCCACCUCCCCACAAAGUUUGGCGCUGAGCUGGGAACCACCACCGCUCGAAGCGCGACACGGGGUCGUCCAAGGCUACAAAGUGGACGUCCUCGUCGGAGGAGGACAGGACGAGGGGAUGGACAGCCAGGCCGAAUCGGGGGACCAAAUCGAGACCAAAGUGACGACGGAGAGAGACCUCGUUUUGCACGGGUUACGAAAAUGGACCAAUUAUUCCGUCACCGUGCGGGGAUUCACCGUCGUCGGCGAUGGGGCCGUCUCAACCCCGCUCUUGUGCAGGACGGACGAGGACGUCCCCUCUCCACCAUCGGAUUUGAAAGCGGUUGUGUCCUCUCGACGGUCCAUCCUGGUCUCGUGGCUUCCUCCGGCAAACCCCAACGGAAAAGUCACCAAGUUCACCGUCUACAGCAGAAUCUUCGAUGGGACAAAAGUGGAAAAGAAGAUGGUUUCGUUUCCGGACCUUCGCGUGGAGUGGGUGGGGCUGAAGGAGGCCUCCACGUACGAGUUUUGGGUCAGCUGCACGACUCGAGUGGGGGAGGGCACGCCCACCAAAAGAAUCAACGCCACCACCCCAGCCAACAAUAAAGUUUCCGCGAAAAUAGCGACUUUUUCUGGAACGGUGGAAAUUCCGUGGAAGAAAGAGCUGGGAUUGGAUUGCGUCGCGCUGGGCGUGCCAGAACCCACGGUGGAGUGGAGUUUCAACAGUGGUGGGGAAAUCCAUGGGGGAAACGGGAAACGAGAGGUACAACCGAGUCCAGGUGGAAAUACGAAGCUGGUCGUGAAAGACGUCGGAGUGGAGGACGGUGGAAAUUACACAUGCACAGCGACCAACGCGCACGGGAGCGAGAGCGUGGUUUACGUGGUGAAAGUGCAGACCCCUCCUGGGGCCCCCAUCCUCCAAGUCAUCGAGGUCGGAUUCACGUCCUUAAAGGUCGUCUGGUCUACACCACACUCGGGCGGGAGUCAGGUCAGAGGUUAUUUGGUGAGCUACCGUCGAGAUGGUGGCGACUGGGAGGAGACGGAGGUUGGCCCACGUGCGACGGGGCACACGCUGCAGCCGCUCCUCUGCGGGUCCACCUACCAACUCUACAUCACUGCCGCCAACAAAAUCGGGUCCGGACCGGCGUCAGAUAUUUUAACCCGCAGCACGAAAGGCAGUGCCCCGAUUUCGCCCAAGAAGGAGGAAGCCCUUAUCUCGAACCACUCGACGAUCGUGGUGCGUCUGGACCUUUGGAAGGACGUCGGCUGCCCCAUUCUCAGAUUCAUGAUCGAGUACAAAGAGUCCCAGGAAAAAAGCUGGAUGCGAAUUCCAGCCGAGCUUAAUGGUUCUGCCAAGUCGUACACGCUGACGGGACUGCACGCCAACACGCGGUACGACAUUCGCGUCACGGGCGGAAACCAUGCCGGCGACACGUUGGCUAAAUACGAAUUUCUCACCAGUCACGGUGGUGGAAAAUCUCCGGGAGAAAGUAUUGGAGAAAGUCGUGAUGGAGAGAGUGCUUUAGGAGAAAACGAGGCGUCCACGCUGAGCACGUCGCUCCUGAUCGUGUUCCCCUCCAUCCUCGCACUCGCCAUGGUCACCGCCGUCAUCUCAUUCUUCUGCUAUGUCCGGAGAAAACGAAUUUUGGGCAUUCCACACCCGAAAACGGUGAUUGGUGACCACAAUUACACCGGAUCUGGCGAUGGGACGUCCUAUCUUGACCGUGGAGGAGGUCAAGGUCAAGGCCAAGGUUACGGUCAGGGUGGAAUCAUGUACGACGCAGCCACUCCGCACCAGCAUUACACGCUCGUGAAGGGGUCCCAAGGCCAGUACCCGCCUGAUCUGACCGCACAAUAUGCCACCAAAAGCAGAGACCUUGCAGGAGACUAUGGGGACGACGUUUGUCCGUAUGCGACCUUCCAACUUCCCGAGAACCCGCCGACACGUCCCCUGCUCACGAAAGGGCUGGGCGGCAGUGGGGGUUUCCACACGGGGGACACGCUCUACAACGUGGGAAACGUCUACUCCGGACCCUACCACGCCGUUCAGUCGCAAAAUUUCAUGGCCACGCUUUCUCUCAGAGACGCCGAAUACAUGAAAUCUGGUCGAUUAAGCAAAGUUGGUUGUGACGAUGAGGACACCGAAGUGACCAAAAUCCUGGCCAUGCACAUGCCCCCACUCGAGUACGACCCCACCUACGUAAAUGAUGGCGCCAUUUCGCCAAAAUAUCACCACCCCCACAACCAAUUCUCAUCCUCCUCCCACCACAACGACUACGCUUCGCAACAGCAACGACAAAUCAUUCUGCAACAACAACAAUAUCAUGAACAACAAGUUGGCACAUUUAGACGCCGAAAUAGACAAGAUCACAUCCCCACCUCCGAAGAAAUGGAGUCUUCCUCUUCUUCCCUGGAUGACGAAUCUUCUCCCACCGCGGGUCGCACCUCGGGCAAAGGAGGUCGCGCCUCUUACUGCGCGGGGCGACCCCACCAACGCCAUCACCACAAAAGUAGUAAAAAGUCCACCUCGGGAUCCUCAAAUAGUGGGGGCGGCGGACAAAUCAUUCCGCGCGUCCGGUCCAGCUCUGGGUACUCCUCGCACACGGAGGAGACUUCUUUCACCACGACGGCACAACCGCCCCCAAAGUUAUCCGACGCGGAGGAUCAGCUUCUUCACAGAAAUGACGACGUUCUUGGAGCGAAAGCGUUUUCAAUGAAGCGAAAUCAGGGGAAACAACAACAGCAAAGGCAAUUUCGAAGUAAAACUAAGGGAGGCUUCCAUAUCGAUGUUUGACACGAUUAGUGCGGCACUAGGCCGGGGAGAAAGUAAAUUUAUUGUGGAAAGUGUAUGAUAAUUUGGGAAGAUGAAAUACAGGUUAAAGUCGGUUUUAAUUAUGCCCAUUUUUACAAAGUUAUAAAAUAGUUUUAUAAGUUAUAUUAAAUAUCUUUUAUCUUUAGAUAUUCAAUGUAAAAUUAUGUAUUAGUAAUAAAUUUAAGAAAAACUAUAAAUAUGCUGUUAACGGAUAAGAAGCGGUGUUAUCUACUUAUGUCUCGUUUUGUAUACAUACAUAAUUGUUAUACCUGAAAAUAAAAUGUUAAUCACAUCAUUCCAAA
Folsomia candida is the source of this 8594-nucleotide messenger RNA. RefSeq names its product Down syndrome cell adhesion molecule-like protein Dscam2. Gene Ontology annotation, molecular function: protein binding. Lineage: Eukaryota; Metazoa; Arthropoda; Collembola; Entomobryomorpha; Isotomidae. The transcript has 36 exons. The coding region runs from base 1894 to 8274 and encodes 2126 amino acids. The record is from RefSeq and is a predicted model, not a curated record.